GAUAUGUUGGACUAUCGUAAUACUUCUCUGACUUUCAAAUUAAUUCAUUUUCUUUUCCUCCGUCUACUCCUUCCUUUUUUCUUCGUCCUCUUCUCCUUCUCCUACUUGUUCACAUUUCCGUCUCUCUCUUUCUAUAGUGGCUUCUCAAUUUUUGCCGGCGACGCUUUUUCUGCUUUCUUCUUGGAUCGUUUGACUUUUCCCGAUCACCCCGUCGGGUCUUCCUAGCCACCUAUGGGACAUUGUUGCAGCAAAAACGUUUCGGUCGUCAACAAUGAAACUGUUACAGCCGAUCACCGCCCUAAAUCGCCGCAGCCGGCGGCAUCGCCCCUGCCGUCCGGCGACUCAGUGUCAGGAGCGGGCGAUGCAACCCCUGGCAGGAACACUUCCGCGCAGUACUUCACUAGUCCCCCCUUCCCGAGCCCUCUCCCGCCUGGGGUGGCGCCAUCGCCGGCCAGAACUCCGGGUAGGAAAUUCAGAUGGCCUCUUCCGCCUCCAUCGCCGGCGAAGCCGAUCAUGGCAGCGUUACUGAGACGGCAGGGGAAAGCGAAACCCAAGGACGGGCCGAUACCCGAGGAGCAAGCCGAAGGUGGAGAGGGAGACAGGCCGUUGGACAAGAGCUUCGGAUAUGCAAAGAAUUUGGGGGCAAAGUACGAGCUGGGAAAAGAAGUAGGUCGGGGACAUUUUGGUCAUACUUGCUGGGCGAAAGCAAAGAAGGGAGACCUCAAGGGGCAAUCCGUAGCCGUGAAAAUCAUAUCGAAAGCUAAGAUGACAACAGCAAUAGCAAUUGAAGAUGUAAGGAGGGAGGUGAAGAUGUUGAAAGCCUUAUCUGGACAUAAUAAUUUGGUGAAAUUUCAUGAUGUAUUUGAGGACGCCAAUAACGUAUACAUAGUGAUGGAAUUGUGUGAGGGUGGAGAACUACUUGACAGAAUUCUUUCAAGAGGUGGAAGAUACACUGAGGAUGACGCAAAAGCAAUUCUUGUACAAAUUCUAGAUGUAGUUGCCUUUUGUCAUCUCCAAGGAGUCGUUCACCGUGAUUUAAAACCAGAGAAUUUUCUUUUUGUCUCAAAAGAAGAUGAUUCUCUGAUGAAGGUUAUCGAUUUUGGUCUAUCGGAUUUUGUUAGACCAGAACAACGCCUCAAUGAUAUUGUUGGCAGUGCCUACUAUGUUGCACCUGAAGUGCUCCAUAGAUCUUACAGUGUUGAAGCAGACUUAUGGAGUAUCGGUGUUAUUACAUACAUAUUGUUAUGUGGAAGUAGACCAUUCUGGGCACGCACUGAAUCAGGAAUCUUCCGGUCUGUGCUAAGAGCUAAUCCUAACUUUGAUGAUUUACCUUGGCCAUCAAUAUCACCAGAAGCUAAGGACUUUGUAAAGAGGCUUUUGAACAAGGACCAUAGAAAAAGGAUGUCUGCUGCCCAAGCUCUAGCCCAUCCAUGGUUGAGAGAUGAAAAACGUGCCAUUCCAUUAGACAUUUCAAUCUUCAAGUCGGUCAAGUUAUAUGUGCGGGCCACGCCUUUCAAACGAGCCGCACUGAAGGCUCUCUCAAAAGCAUUGCCAGAAGAUGAACUCUUCUUUCUAAGAACACAAUUCCGCCUAUUAGAACCAAACAAUGGUUUUGUUUCUCUUGAUAAUUUUAGAGCGGCUCUCAUGAAAAAUGCUACUGAUACCAUGAAGGAAUCAAGGGUCCCUGACAUUUUAAAUUUGAUGGAGGCGCUGGCUUAUAAAAAAAUGGAUUUUGAAGAGUUUUGUGCCGCCGCACUCAGUGUAUACCAGCUCGAGGUUCAUGAAGACUGGGAGAGAAUUGCAACCACUGCUUUCGAGCAUUUCGGGGGAGGAAACAGAGUCAUUUCAGUUGAGGAGUUGGCGCAGGAUAUGAAUCUGGGUCCUUCAGCUUACACCAUAAUACGUGAUUGGAUCAGAAAAACUGAUGGAAAACUGAGUUUCAGCGGAUAUACCAAGUACAUGCAUGGUAUCACAAUACGUAGUUCAAAUCCAAGACAGCGACAGCUAGUAUGAUUAAAGCCAUCGUCUUUUUAUUAUUUAGCUUAAUCAUUGGAAUUAGUCUGUGUCUACUUUUUUCCCCAUUUCUUUCCUUUUAAUAUUUGAUUUUAAAAGGAAACGGUACAAAAGGACUAUAUAUUUUUUAUUUAAGGGUGGGCGGAGGGUCGAGGGAAAAUAGAGCUAACAUAUUGUUUUAUUCCUUAGCAUGUAAUUUGCGUGCAAAGUAAACUUGUCCUUCAA
Messenger RNA from Prosopis cineraria, 2238 nucleotides. RefSeq names its product CDPK-related kinase 4-like. The record is from RefSeq and is a predicted model, not a curated record. Gene Ontology annotation, cellular component: cytoplasm; nucleus. Gene Ontology annotation, molecular function: calcium-dependent protein serine/threonine kinase activity; calcium/calmodulin-dependent protein kinase activity; ATP binding. NCBI's taxonomy places the organism in Eukaryota, Viridiplantae, Streptophyta, Magnoliopsida, Fabales, Fabaceae. Gene Ontology annotation, biological process: peptidyl-serine phosphorylation; intracellular signal transduction; protein autophosphorylation.